GGAGAGAGGGAGAGAGAGAGGGAGAUGCUGAUAUUAUUAGAGAUUCUCCAUGUUGUUUUUCUCUUCUUCUUCUUCUGAGGAAUACACACUGCAGCGGCGAUGAGCUCUCAGUCUCUACACGACUGUCUGAGGGGCCGGUGUCUGGGCGUCCUGCGGCGGAUGGAGAUCAUCGGCCGUUUCCGCUAUUAUUUCCAGCACCCGUGGAGUCGCCUGCUGGUCUCGUAUUUGGUCACGUUCUUCAACUUCCUGAUCUUCGCGGAGGAUCCGGUUUCUCACAGCCAGAAGGAGGCGCACAUGAGCGUGGUGGGGAACUGCUUCAGCUUCAUCAUCAGCAAAUACCCUGCUGGAUUCUGGAGCGUCCUGAAGGUGCUGCUGUGGGUGCUGGCCAUCAUCUGCGGACUCAUCGCAGGGAAAUUCAUCUUCCACAGGCGACUCUUCGGUCGUGUGCUGCGUCUGAAGAUGUUUCGUGAGGAUCACGGCUCCUGGAUGACCAUGUUCUUCAGCACCAUCCUCUCACUCUUCAUCUUCUCCCACAUCUACAACCUGCUGCUGCUCAUGAGCGUGCGCAUGCGGCCUUAUAUGGUGACGGAGUAUAUGGGCAUCAGGAACGAGAGCUUCAUGAAGAUGGCAGCGGUGGGCACCUGGAUGGGGGAUUUUGUGACUGCGUGGAUGGUAACAGACAUGAUGCUGCAGGACACUCAUUACCCAGACUGGGGCCGGACCGCGAGGCACCUGUGGAGGCAAGGUCACAACCGCAUCGUGCUCUUCUGGAUCCCUGUGUUUCUCUUCUCCUUGCAGGACUGGGAGUUUCCUCACUUCAUGGGUGAUCUGGACAUGAAUCUCCCGGGUCUGUCCACAACCCAGCUGAAGAUCCGACUGCCCGUCUGCAAGCGCAUCUUUAAGGAGGAGUAUCACAUUCACAUCACCGGGAAGUGGUUCAACUAUGGCAUCAUCUUCCUGGUUCUCAUCCUGGACCUCAACAUGUGGAAGAACCAGAUCUUCUACAAACCCUAUGAAUACGGUCAGUACGUCGGUCCAGGAGAGAAGAUCUACACCGUGGAGGAUCCGGAUACUCUGCAGGACUUCAACCGUAGCAUGCUCACCUGGGAAUGGCGCUCCACCAACAUAGACCCACGCACCAACCAGACAUUCAACCAAAGCAAUGCCAUCUAAUCCCCGUGUUGUUUUGACCGCUUUCUCCAGUGUUUUGUUUUCAUGUUGGUCCUGUGUGUUUUUCUGAUGUGCAGGUACCGUGUUAUUUCAGCGCUUGCAUGUUAUCUGUGGAAAUGGUUCUUCUCCAAUCGAGGUGCUCCCAAAGUGGCGACUGCUGGCGUUUGCCGCCGGUAGUCGUGAUCCGUCGUGACCUUGUUGCCAAGCAACCCCUGUGGGCCGACCUUCGUCCAGAUGUUGAUCCGGUUCUGCAGAAAGUGGCAAUCAAACCCAUUUAUAGGAGCAUUUUGUCAACAUCCAUUAGGCACCAUUACGGGUCACAACACAAGGGUUAUGAAAGCGUUUCUUCACUGAAGGUGAUUUAUUAAAGCUUUCAGAAAUCUGCAUGUGGCACAUUACGACUUCAUAUGUGGCCACUCUCACUGUUUGCCCCCGUGGAGAGACGUGCAGAAGUUUCUUUGAAAAUAUUGCACUUUAUAAUAGAUGCUCUGUAAUUUCUUCUGA
Messenger RNA from Danio rerio (zebrafish), 1674 nucleotides. RefSeq names its product transmembrane protein 117 (gene tmem117). Gene Ontology annotation, cellular component: plasma membrane. The record is from RefSeq and is marked validated. NCBI's taxonomy places the organism in Eukaryota, Metazoa, Chordata, Actinopteri, Cypriniformes, Danionidae.